AUGUCUUUCCUCCGAACCACAUCCUCAGCCUUCUCCCGCGCCCUCGACAACCGCGCCGCAUCGGGAAUUCCGACCUGCCGCCGCUCCGGCCACAACAUUCUCAGCCACACGGAAUCCAUCUCCGGCUCCACGAUACGUGCAUCCUCGUCAUCCUCCACCACGAACAACAAGAACGAGAAGGAGAAGAACAACGCCACCAUGUCCGACAAAAUAGAAACUGUCUUCACGCCCGAGAGCGUGGCGCCAAUCGGCCCUUACUCGCAAGCCGUCAAAGCGAACGGGCUAGUUUUUGUGUCGGGCAUGAUGCCAGCGACAAAAGACGGUAAGCAGGUCGAAGGAAGUGUGGCGGAGAAGACGCAUCAGAUGUGCCGCAAUGCGCAAGCCGUGCUGGAGGCGGCGGGGUGUGGGUUGGGGAAGGCGGUUAAGAUUACGGUUUACUUUGCGAACUUGGACGACUUUCAGGAGAUGAAUGAGGUGUAUGCGGAGUAUUUUCCCCACAAACCGGCGAGAAGCGCGAUUGAGGCGAAGAGGCUUCCAGCGGGGACGUCGAUGGAGAUGGAUAUUAUUGCAAUUCAGUAG
Molecule: messenger RNA, 579 nt
Organism: Lasiodiplodia theobromae
Lineage: Eukaryota; Fungi; Ascomycota; Dothideomycetes; Botryosphaeriales; Botryosphaeriaceae
Product: YjgF-like protein
Exons: 3
Coding region: 1-579 (192 amino acids)
Cellular component (GO): mitochondrion; cytosol
Molecular function (GO): deaminase activity
Source: RefSeq, a predicted model, not a curated record